UUUUCAAUGCAACAACAACAGCAACAACAACCAAAACAACAACAAUAAAAAGCUAGCUAAAUAUUGAAUUGAAAUAUAUGUAUAUUGCGCGGCCCCCGUUCGCGUUUGAGUUUGCCGCGGGCGUAACCUCUAACCUCGCCUGAUUACGCAGCACGCCGUCGGUUCCGUCGAUUUUUUUGGUUAGCCUGAUCUCUUUUUGCACAACAUCAACAGCAGCUGCUGCCAAAGUCAAAGUCUUCAUUUAGUUAUCAACACACAAAAUAUACGCAAUCGGCAAUAAACAGACACAGAAACAGAAACAGAAACAGAAACCGAACAGGCGCAUCCGCCUCUGGGCCUCUACUCUAAUGCCUUUAUCAGUAGCCACGCAUCUCUGGGCGCUGCCGUAGGGAACACACAUAGAGGCUGACCGGGCUGACUGGCUGACUAGCUGACCGGCUGACCGGCUGAGCGGGACCAAAGUGGACCUUUUUUCCCACUACCACUCAAUUUAAACAGAGUGCCAUUCUCUCGCGCUGUCUCGUAAAUUAAUGUCAUAAAUUAAUUUCGGGUUUUAACAUUCUGGGACUGACAUUUGCAACCGGUGUCCGCGUCGUCGGGCGUCUCUCAGACUCGUUAAACCGUAGUCCGUGUCGGUUCAGAAGCGUCAACUUUACCUGCCGCCACAUCAAGUCAAGUGUGUGUGUGCGAGUGUGUGCGAGUGUGUGCGUGUGUGCGCGUGUGUGUAAAACCCAAAUGUUCCUUAAAUUACCUUGAUGCUGAGCAAGAAUCAGAAGAAGAAAUUCAAAUUAAUAAAGCCAAUUAUAUAUAGUGAGAGAGAAUAAAUAAUAAAUGUUUAUAUACAAAAAAGAAAGCUUCCUUCGCUGACGACAACCAUUCACGAAAUGUUCAAUCUAUAAAAUUGAUGUUCAAAGUGUUUUUUUCCCGUUCAACAAACUUGCCCACAAAAGAUUUCGCAUACAACAACAACAACAACGAGAAGAACUGCAAGAGAAAAAGUGUCAAGUGUUGCAUAAACACAAUUGAAUAUCAUUUGGAUUAUUGGACCAAAGCCUUUGCAUUUGCCUUUGCGUUCAGUCGCUGCACCAACACAAAAAUCAGGAUACAAACAACAACAAAGACAACAGGAACAACAACAGCAACAACAGCAACAAUAACAACAAACAUACACCAGCCAGACAUCAUCAUCGUUGGAAAUAGACCUCGUGUCAUUCCAAAAGACGCACAUGGGCGUCUGCACCGAGGAGCGCCCUGUGAUGCAUUGGCAGAGCGCAAGAUUUCUUGGGCCCGGCGCAAGGGAGAAAAGUCCAACACCACCUGUAGCACAUCAAGGGAGCAAUCAAUGCGGCAGUGCUGCAGGUGCAAAUAACAAUCAUCAUCCAUUGUUUCGCACAUGCUCCACAUCAUCCUCGUGUCCCGAUAUUUGUGAUCACAGUACAAAGCCAUUUGGCAAUGCAUACGGCAGCGAGUCAUAUAGAAGCUAUGAAACCGCCGAUCGCGCUACAUUUGAGGACUCGGCGGCCAAAUUCUCGAUCAGCCGCAGUCGCACAGAUUGCACGGAAAUCAGCGACGAGACCACAUCGGGCAUAUCAUUCAAAACGGAGCCCUUCGGACCGCCAAGCAGCCCCGAGUCCACCAACGAUAGCAAAGUAACCCGCAAUCCCGACGAUUGCGCCGGCUGCGGCCGACAAAUACAGGAUCGUUUCUACCUCUCCGCUGUGGAAAAACGCUGGCACGCCAGCUGCUUGCAGUGUUAUGCAUGUCGCCAGCCGCUGGAACGGGAAUCAACAUGUUAUUCACGUGACGGCAACAUUUAUUGCAAAAACGAUUAUUAUAGUUUUUUUGGCACUCGCCGCUGUUCCCGCUGCCUGGCGUCGAUCAGCUCCAACGAGCUGGUAAUGCGCGCCCGCAACCUGGUUUUCCAUGUCAACUGCUUCUGCUGCACGAUCUGCCACACGCCGCUCACCAAGGGCGAUCAGUACGGCAUCAUCGACGCGCUCAUCUACUGCAGAACUCACUAUAGCAUAGCGCGGGAGGGCGAUGCCGCCUCGUCGACGAGCAUGAGCGCCACGUAUCCGUAUAGCACACAGUUUGGUUCGCCGCACAAUGACUCGUCGAGUCCGCAUUCGGAUCCCAGUCGCAGUAUUGUUCCUACCGGCAUCUUUGUGCCCACCACGCAUGUCAUCACCGGACUGCCGCAGCCCGCGCGCCAAAAGGGCAGGCCGCGCAAGCGCAAGCCCAAGGAUAUCGAGGCCUUCACAGCGAAUAUAGAUCUCAAUACGGAAUAUGUGGACUUUGGGCGUGGCAGCCACAUGAGCGCCUCGUCGCGCACCAAGCGGAUGCGCACCUCGUUCAAGCAUCAUCAGCUGCGCACCAUGAAAUCCUACUUUGCCAUCAAUCACAAUCCGGAUGCCAAGGAUCUGAAGCAAUUGUCACAGAAAACCGGUUUACCAAAGAGAGUCCUACAGGUUUGGUUUCAGAAUGCGCGCGCCAAAUGGCGUCGCAUGAUGAUGAAACAGGAUGGCAGCGGCAUGCUGGAGAAGGGCGACGGCACCUUGGAUCUGGACAGCAUUUCGGUGCACAGUCCCACAUCGUUUAUGCUCGGCGGUUCGAACAGCACGCCGCCGCACAAUCUCGACUAACAGCUGCUCCGGGAACGGGCACGGGAGCAACAACUGGAGCUGGAGCUGCAACUGCUGCAGUCGAGCGGCAAUGGACGCUGCUCGCCGGCGCUGCUGUCGUUGGCGGACCUGUUGAAUGGCAGCAACGAUUAGCUUGUACGAAUACUCAACAAAAUAGGAAGCACGACUAGCGGAUACCCUGAACCCAGCCGGACAACAAAUUCUAGCUAUCCCUUAUUUAAAAUUUCAAGUCUCGAGCUCUUAGAGUUGUCGAGAUCAAAGCUAAUCCCGAUCAAGAGGAGCUGCCUCCCGCUGCCUGUUACACACAUUUGCACAAAGCUAAUAUGCCCGUUUCAAUGGGGUUCAGGGUAUGAGUUGCAUGUAGUUGCACCUGAGACUGGAUUUCAUCUAACACCAGAACAAGGUUCUCUCUCUUAAGUUCAGAUCUAACGCACCAACAGGCCCAAAAAAAAUGUUGUUUCUAUUUCGAACGUUCAUUUGUAAAUAUUGUACUAGAACCUUAGUAAUAUUGCGCUUACCAGAAUAUUGUUAAUACUUAUUACAAAUAUAUAUAUAUAUAUAUAUUUGCAUAUAUAUUAUAUACAGAUAUAGAUAUGCAUGGGUUUAUAUCUGGCAUACGCAUUGAAUAAACAAAUCUAAUAUAUAAAUUUAAUAUUUAUUGCCCCCCCACACAUUACAUAGUUAGAGAUGAAUUUAGUUUAACGAAGCGCUCUAUAUAUAUAUAAAUAUAUAUAUAUAUAUUUAUCUGUCGUAGUAUUACGGUAAUUUACUUGCUUCGCAAAAAAGAACUUGAUAAUUAUUCGAGGCAAUGCAAUUUGGAAGCAAAGUGAAUUAACACAAAUUUGUACUUACAAAUAGUUUAAACAUAAGUCGUACCAUAGAAG
Drosophila montana is the source of this 3526-nucleotide messenger RNA. It is a transcript of the gene ap, whose product is annotated as apterous. The transcript is spliced from 8 exons. Gene Ontology annotation, molecular function: DNA-binding transcription factor activity, RNA polymerase II-specific; RNA polymerase II transcription regulatory region sequence-specific DNA binding. Gene Ontology annotation, biological process: neuron differentiation; regulation of transcription by RNA polymerase II. Gene Ontology annotation, cellular component: nucleus. Lineage: Eukaryota; Metazoa; Arthropoda; Insecta; Diptera; Drosophilidae. The record is from RefSeq and is a predicted model, not a curated record. The coding region runs from base 1227 to 2642 and encodes 471 amino acids.